This is a messenger RNA of Eutrema salsugineum, 779 nucleotides long. RefSeq lists its product as uncharacterized. Gene Ontology annotation, cellular component: RNA polymerase III complex. The record is from RefSeq and is a predicted model, not a curated record. Gene Ontology annotation, molecular function: nucleotide binding. The transcript is spliced from 5 exons. Bases 230 to 652 code for a protein of 140 amino acids. NCBI's taxonomy places the organism in Eukaryota, Viridiplantae, Streptophyta, Magnoliopsida, Brassicales, Brassicaceae. Gene Ontology annotation, biological process: transcription initiation at RNA polymerase III promoter.
ACGUCGUCUGCGGUUAGGGUUUUACUUUUAUUAAGAACGAUACCGUUUAGGUACUGAUACGAUGCGAGGUUUCGACGAGCUUCUUCUUCGAUCUCCAGAAGACAAGAACGUAGCUCUUCUGCUCGAUUACAUCUAAUCAAAUAGUAGGAACAGAACUUCUCUUCCCCUCUGAAUUCGAAGCCUCUGCAUCUACAUAGCCCUAGCGUUCUCUUCCCAUUCUGGUUGGAAGAUGAAAAUAGUAAAGGAAAACGCAGGUACGCUUACAAAUUUCGAGGUGCUUGACUUCCUAAACUCGAGAGGUGCAUCAAGGGAUACUACAAGAGUUAUAGCUCCAAUUGCUAAAUCAGAAUACAAGGUCUAUGAUUACUUGGUGGAGACUGCUGCUUGCACUCAAACUCGAGAGAGCGUUAACGAAUUCGCCGACAAGUGCAAAGCUUUCAAAGUCUGGAAAGCUGAGAUUCUCAAUAUCAUCAAUCUCAGGCCAUCUUCUAUUGUUGAACUGAUGCCGAUCAUAGAGACGCCCGAUAAUCGGGAAAUCGACUCAGAUGGGAUCCUAGAGCUCGUGCAGGAUUUGCUACCGCCUCUUCCUUCACUGGAAACUCCUAAAGGUAAUAAUGAAGAAGAGGAAACAGAGAACGGCGAACAAUCGUAACUGCAGUUUUUUUUUUCUUUCUUUUGAGUUAAUAUCUUUAGUGAAGAACACAUAUAGAAUUUUCUUUCUUGUUUGUAAAAACCCCAUUUAAUGGUGAGAAAUUAUAUGAAUGGAAUUACAAGAUCCA